This is a messenger RNA of Temnothorax curvispinosus, 706 nucleotides long. RefSeq lists its product as uncharacterized. The record is from RefSeq and is a predicted model, not a curated record. Lineage: Eukaryota; Metazoa; Arthropoda; Insecta; Hymenoptera; Formicidae. The transcript has 2 exons. Bases 1 to 366 code for a protein of 121 amino acids.
AUGUUAAGUAAAGACGUUGAAAAUCUAGCUACUACUGCAACAUCAGUGGCGGAAAGCGCCGCGAAAGUGUACGCUGUGGUCAAACACAUGCGUAAAAUUACGCCCAAAUGUAUUAAAUUACAAUACAACAUGGACGACAAAGAUGACUUAUUCCAAAAUGUACACAAAUGUAUAGAUGUCAUCGGUGAACUACAAAAAGAAGUAUUUAAUAAAACAUUAAUUGAAAUUCAUAAAAUGGAAAUAAAAGCACAAAUAAUUUGUGCUAAAAUAGCAGAAAUUAAAAUUCCUGGAGUUAAUCCUACAAAUGAUUCGACGGACGCUUCUACAAGUGGUGUUAACGAGGAUGAGACCGUCGACGUCGACUGAAUACAGCGCUAUGAUGUAGUAGUAGUUGUAGAGUAGUGGGUGGUUCCACUGGGGGCCCCUGACGGCGCGCGGUAUGAUGUGCCUUUUUGUAAUGAAAGAAAAUUUUUUGAAUAAACGUGUAUCUUGAUAAAAGAAUAUAAUAAUCUUGACAAAUAUAUCACAUUUAACGUAUAUGCGGAUUGUGGUGGUGGUUACCCUGCAGCAGCGACGCUUGGCUGAAAUGCAAACUUGCAUUUUUAAAAUCGUAGAAAAAAUAUCUGCGAGGAUUCUAGAGCGCAGUCGAGAGUUAAUAUCAAUUUUUGUAACUUAUCUAUAAGCAAUAUAUAUUUAGGCGGCAGAA